Scatophagus argus is the source of this 1811-nucleotide messenger RNA. RefSeq names its product paired box 1b (gene pax1b). Gene Ontology annotation, molecular function: RNA polymerase II cis-regulatory region sequence-specific DNA binding; DNA-binding transcription factor activity, RNA polymerase II-specific. Gene Ontology annotation, biological process: regulation of transcription by RNA polymerase II; anatomical structure development. The transcript has 6 exons. The record is from RefSeq and is a predicted model, not a curated record. Bases 132 to 1118 code for a protein of 328 amino acids. NCBI's taxonomy places the organism in Eukaryota, Metazoa, Chordata, Actinopteri, Scatophagidae.
CUGAAUUAAUCUCAGCUGCGCUCAUGUGCAGGAGGAGGAGGAGGAGGAGGAGGAGGAGAUGAUUCAGAUCACCGCAGGCUGCAGUUGGAGCACUGGAUGGUGGAGCAGUGAGACGCUGUGGACAGCAGCUGAUGGAGCAGAGCUACGGGGAGGUGAACCAGCUCGGCGGGGUGUUCGUGAACGGCCGGCCGCUGCCCAACGCGGUGCGGCUCCGGAUCGUGGAGUUGGCCCAGCUCGGCAUGAGGCCCUGCGACAUCAGCCGCCAGCUGCGGGUCUCCCACGGCUGCGUGUCCAAGAUCCUGGCCCGCUACAACGACACCGGCUCCAUCCUGCCCGGGGCCAUCGGCGGCAGCAAGCCGCGGGUCACCACCCCCGCCGUGGUGAGGAGCAUCCGGGAUUACAAGCAGGGCGACCCGGGCAUGUUCGCCUGGGAGAUCCGGGACCGGCUGCUGUCGGACGGCGUGUGCGACAAGUACAACCUGCCGUCCGUCAGCUCCAUCAGCCGCAUCCUCAGGAAUAAAAUCGGGACUCCUCCACAGGCCCACGAGGGCCACAAAGCGGCUCAGCUCCAGCACGGACACGUCUACCCGUGCGCCCCCCACACCCGGACCAGGACCGGCAGCGGCCCCGCGGGACACGUCGGCCUGCCGCGGAGCUGGCACGACAUCCUGGGCAUCCGGGCCUUCGUGGACCCUGCAGCACUGCCUGAUGGGCACACGGCUAAGAUGGAGGACUGGACCAGCCGGACUAGUCUGAGACCGUGUCCCUCCGGGAUCAGCGGAGGGGAGAAAACCAACAGCGAGUCACCGCAGUCUUCGUCCAGUCUUCCUGGUUAUUUCUCAGCUUGUGCGUAUUCUCCACCCAACCAGUACUGCGUGUACGGAGGCCCGGCAGCCAACUACAUGAGCCCGGGACACCACUGGCAGCCCCAGUCCUCCGGCCUAAGUCCCGGUCUGCCUCAGAGUCCGGCCCGUUCUGGCCCCGCAGCGCCGCCGGUGGCCGCCGAUUUCCACGCCGCAUCUUCUUUUAAACUUCCACAAAGAGACGAGGACAGGAAACCUCAGAGUCCUCUGUACAAACAUCCUCACGCCGCUCACAGGUUGUCCUCAGCUUCGUGACGACGCCGACAGACCACGAGAAGACGACCUGACGCUGGGAGGCCGUCAGGUUUUAUUUCUGAGCAGUGAUGACUUUUUCAGUUCUUCAUUCAGUGAUUUAUUCCAGUUUCCCACGAUGAGCCGCAGAGCGACGUGUCUCGCAGGAAACACACAAAACCAUUUGUGUUUCAGCCAACACGGUUUGAAAGAAAUGAUUCUACAUUUUAGGAAAUACUCUUCUUUUAAGCAAGGAGAUUGAUUCCACGUUUUAUCUGGACCCACAAAACAGCAAACGAGUGUUCUUACACUUCAGUUUUCAUACAGAUUAAACGAUCGAGAUAUAAUGUGAGAAUCGGUGAGCUUUGAACAGACCCGUCCAGCUGUUUCCGCGCUUUGUGCUAAGCUAAGCUAACUGGCUGCUGGCUUUAUAUUGAACAGACAUGAGAGUCAAACUUCUCAUCACCUGUUUGAACUGAUGCUUGAUGCUUCAUAUAUUUCUUUCUCCACUUUUUUUGUCAUGAAAGGGAUGUUUAACUUGAUUUGGAAAUGUAAAAUGUAUUGGUAAAGCUGUAAAUAUAUUUUUUCUACGAUUGUGCUUAAAUAAAGACGUGCAAUGGAAACUGAACGUCAGUGGUUCAACAGGACAAGUUUUCCAGAUGUCGGAGCGGAGCAGAAUAACAGAAAUAUGAUAAUAAAAAUAUAUUUUUAACUUCA